Molecule: messenger RNA, 2316 nt
Organism: Trachymyrmex cornetzi
Lineage: Eukaryota; Metazoa; Arthropoda; Insecta; Hymenoptera; Formicidae
Gene: mrn
Product: general transcription factor IIH subunit 4 marionette
Exons: 8
Coding region: 637-2040 (467 amino acids)
Biological process (GO): nucleotide-excision repair
Cellular component (GO): transcription factor TFIIH core complex; transcription factor TFIIH holo complex
Molecular function (GO): double-stranded DNA binding; ATPase activator activity
Source: RefSeq, a predicted model, not a curated record
UUUUACAAGUGUAUUUAUUCCGGCAUGAAUGUGACCGAUGGAAGCCGCGGCGUGUAAUGACAAAGAAAUUCUGUGAUAAAUAGUAUCAUGUCAAAUAAAAUAUUCGAAGAAUCGAAUACAAAAUGAACUUAAGGCCGUUUAUUCGUGAUGAAAACAAUAUUUGCCACACAAAUUUUGUUCGAAACAGCACAAUACUUCUGUUACGUUAGUAACAGUUAAACACACGACUAAUGCGUUUAUAAAAAAAUAAAAUCGUAACGUAAUUACAUUAUUGGAGCUUUGGAGCAUUGUUCGUUGAAAUACCAUAAAUUGCACAGUGAUUUGCGAAACGCAAGAAGAAAGAAAUCACGCGAUUGAAUCUGUCGUUAAAGGAGAUCAAAUUAAAGAGUCACGAGAGUGUCAUGACUGUUAAAAAUAUGUCAGAGUUAUGUAUAAAAGUGUUUGUACAAACUGCAGUCGACUUAAUAUAUUCAUGCUUUAUAAAUGCAGAUAAUGCGCUUGGAAGGACAUAGUCUUACAAUUUAUAAUAGAUAUAAAAGCACAAGAGGCAUAUUCUUUGUUGUACACAGCUGGAUUUAGAUCAAGAUAAAUUGCGCAGUGAUAGUUUACCCAAUUGAACGACGGAACAUUAGUAACAUGUCUAGCACAAUAACCGGCAAGAAUUUGUUACGACCGAACAGCCUACAGUGCACGAAUCUACAGGACUAUUUAAAAUCUCGUAGUCCUGAUACUCUGAACAAAUUGUAUCACAAGCCGCCUAUAUGCCUAGCUGUAUUCCGCGAGUUACCUGUCAUUGCCAAGCAUUAUGUUAUGAGGCUGUUGUUUGUUGAGCAACCAGUACCACAAGCAGUUAUAGCAUCCUGGUGCUCCAAGCUCUAUUUCGAGGAGCAUCAGAAAGUGGUACAAGUCUUGAACGAGCUAUACGUAUGGAAGGAAGCGUCUAUACCUGGUGGAUUACCAGGCUGGACCUUGAACAAUACCUUCAAGAAGAACUUAAAGAUUGUGUUGCUGGGUGGUGGCAAACCAUGGACUAUGUCCAAUCAAUUAGAAACCGACAGUAAGCCGAGAGACGUAGCCUUUUUGGAUUCUUAUGCGUUGGAAAGGUGGGAGUGUGUCUUACACUACAUGGUUGGUUCUCAACAGCAGGAGGGCAUAUCUGCCGAUGCUGUAAGAAUUCUUUUACAUGCCGGUUUAAUGAAGAGAGACGAAGCUGAUGGAAGCCCAAUUAUAACGCAAGCUGGUUUUCAGUUUUUGCUUUUAGAUACAGCUUCGCAGGUAUGGUAUUUUAUUCUACAAUAUCUUGACACAAUUGAAGCACGUGGUCUUGAUUUGGUAGAAUGCCUUACCUUCCUGUUUCAAUUAAAUUUUUCCACCCUCGGUAAAGAUUAUAGUACUGAAGGCAUGUCCGAAGGACUCUUAACAUUUUUACAACAUUUAAGAGAAUUCGGACUUGUAUAUCAACGAAAACGAAAAGCAGGAAGGUUUUAUCCAACUCGAUUAGCGUUAAACAUCGCUACUGGUGAAACUAAACCUUUAACCAGAGAUACAGACAAGGAAGGGUAUAUAAUUGUGGAAACAAAUUAUCGAGUUUAUGCUUAUACAAACUCGAACUUGCAAGUUGCAUUGCUUGGACUCUUCUGUGAAAUGUUGUAUAGGUUUCCAAAUGUAGUUGUUUCGAUAUUAACAAGAGAUUCGGUAAGACAAGCAUUGAAGAGUGGAAUAACUGCUUCUCAAAUAGUAGGCUAUUUACGGCAACAUGCACAUAGUAAGAUGAUAGAAGCAGGGCCACCUAUAUUACCGCCGACAAUUGUAGAUCAAAUUAAAUUAUGGGAAAAUGAAAGAAAUAGAUUUUUGUUCAGCGAAGGAGUUCUAUAUAGUCAAUUUCUUUCGCAAACUGACUUCGAAGUUCUCAGAGAUCAUGCGGUCUCAACUGGAGUGUUAAUUUGGCAAAGUGAAAGAAAAAGAACGAUGGUGGUUACCAAAGCUGGCCACGAUGAUGUAAAAAAGUUUUGGAAACGUUAUUCAAAAGGCUCAAGUUAAUAUUCGAUUAACAAGAUUUAAUUAUAAGCAUUUAAUGUAUAUUGUUGUGUUUCCUAUGUGACAUAAAAAAAUAUUGUUCCAAAAAAGUGCCUAGCAAAACUGGAGAAGCAUCCUUGACAGAUUAGAGAAAUAGUGUUUUCUUUUUAAUCGAUGCCAAAGCUUUCUCAGGUGGGACUAGGUUUUGAUAAUGCAAGUGUGAUAUUCAAUUAAUGAAGUAAGUUUUUGUAUAUUUAAUGUUGUUUGUUUUAUUUUUACGCCAAUAAUAAAAUUCAUACG